Amaranthus tricolor (Joseph's coat) is the source of this 4813-nucleotide messenger RNA. RefSeq names its product scarecrow-like protein 9. The record is from RefSeq and is a predicted model, not a curated record. Gene Ontology annotation, molecular function: DNA-binding transcription factor activity; sequence-specific DNA binding. The transcript is spliced from 3 exons. The coding region runs from base 391 to 2703 and encodes 770 amino acids. Gene Ontology annotation, biological process: regulation of DNA-templated transcription. Lineage: Eukaryota; Viridiplantae; Streptophyta; Magnoliopsida; Caryophyllales; Amaranthaceae. Gene Ontology annotation, cellular component: nucleus.
AUAUAAACUGAAUGCCAUAUGAAAAAAUCAUCUUAGACCAUUGCCAUUUCAUGAAAAUGGAAUUUCCUUGCUUAAUGAUCCUUGUUCUCCCUCUGUUCAUCUAUUCUCUCUUUCAUUAUCUCCAUUUUUGUGGUUCCAUCUUUCUAGAGAGGUAAGACUUAACUUUACUUCUUUUAUAAUUAUUUCUUUUACUCUUUCACAUGCUUUCAAAUUCUUUAAUGGAAGCUAUUUUCCCUGCUAAACCCAUCAAAACUGAUUUAGCAUACUGAAAAACACUAUUUAUUUCUCUGGAAGUGAUUGAUUUUAGGAAUUUUGGUGUAUUCACUUGAGUUAUAUCAUUCAGUUUGAUUUGAUUGGAAUUUGUUGCAAUAUUUUCCGGUUUUUGGGUAGAUGGAUCUACCUCCUAGGGUUCAAGAGUACUUAGGAAUUACAAAUGGAAAUAAUUUACAGGCAUUUAAUGAUCAUACAUUUCCCUUAUGUUCAAAUAAUGGUCUUGUAAAUGGAUUACCCGAUUUGAGGAAUGAACUAGUGAUUAUGGGUCAUGAUAAUAACAUUAACAAUACUGGUAGUGAUAUUAGUGGGUUUAAUUACAUGUUCCGUAAUGAUCAAAGUGCAACAAAUUCGAAUCUAUCAUCUAUUUCUGGUGUUACCCAUGAAGGGAAUUUGCUAGAAGAUUAUGAUUUCUCAGAUUCUAUUUUAAGAUUUAUAAAUCAGAUUCUUGUGGAGGAAGAAGUAGAGGGUAAGGGAUGUAUGCUUCAGGAAUCUUUGCAACAUCAAGCUCUUCAAGAUGCCGAGAAAUCCUUGUAUGAGGUCAUUGGAAAGUCGUACCGGCCUCAACUUGAUUCUCAAGCAAAUACGACUUGCUUUUCCCCAAAUUUUAACAACCCAGAAUGCUAUUUUUCUGAUGAUUACUAUAGGUGUAAGUUUGGAAUUGGUGAAAGUAACAACCUAUCGGUUGAUCCCGAUUGGGCUUAUGGAAGAGGUGGUUAUUGUGCUAUAGGAUAUGAGAAUGCUUGUACUCCUUACCAACCCCUAGUGUCCUCAUCUGCUGUUAACUAUGCCAUAAAUGGGGGGUUAAUGGAUUCUCACUUAACUGAAAAUCUCCCUUGGGGUCUAGAAAUGAGUGCUGAAAGUAGGUCUAUAUCUCAGUUUACGAAGGGAAUCGAGGAAGCGAGCAAGUUUCUUCCUAGUCAUAGUAAAUUAUUAGGCAUUGCUGAGGCUAAUGGACUACCCGAGAGGUUUAAGGAAUCGUCUGCAAAUCCAGGAGUGAACAAAGAUGAAGAUGACAUUAGGGAUGAAAAUCGUGUUAGAAAGCAUUCUGUUGCGGAUAACCUGGAUACGGAAGAAGAGAGGACUACGAAACUGGCUGCUGUAUUUGAUGAUUCUAAUGUGCGGUCAGACAUGUUUGAUCAGGUGCUAUUGCAUCAUGGUGGUGACAAAAACGAACUUGUGGCUUCUCUUAGAACAACCUUGCAGACAGCUGCGACCAUGAAGACUGAACAAAGCGUUCAGUCGAAAGGAUCUGUUGGUGGUAAGGGUCGUGGCAAGAAACUUGGUGGAAGAAAAGAAGUGGUGGACUUAAGGACACUUCUUUCGAGUUGUGCGCAAGCUGUUGCGACUGAUGACCGUAGGACUGCAAAUGAGUUGCUAAAGCAGAUCCGACAGCACUCAUCUCCUCUUGGUGAUGGGAACCAGAGGUUGGCUCAUUAUUUCGCUGAUGGGCUUGAGGCUCGUCUGGCAGGCACUGGUAGCCAGAUUUAUAAAGCACUUACUAGCCAAAGAACAACUGCAGCAGAUGUGUUAAAAGCUUACCUUCUCUACCUUGCAGCAUGUCCAUUUAGGAAGCUGUCCAAUUUUUUCUCCAACAAAUCGAUCGCAAAGCAAACAAAAAAGGCGUCGAAAAUCCAUAUCAUUGAUUUUGGCAUCCUUUAUGGGUUUCAGUGGCCAACUUUUAUUCAAAGACAAUCAAUGAGAGAGGGCGGGCCGCCAAAAAUCAAGAUUACUGGCAUAGAUUUUCCUCAACCUGGUUUUAGACCUGCAGAAAGGGUUGAGGAGACAGGACGUCGAUUGGAAAAUUAUGCUCAGGAAUUUAGAGUUCCUUUCGAGUAUCGUGCAAUAGCAAAAAGAUGGGAUGCCAUUGAGCCAGAAGAUUUUGACAUUGAUGAGGAUGAGGUGCUUAUUGUUAAUUGUAUCUAUAGAUUGAAGAAUUUGCCUGAUGAAACCGUCUCUGUUGAAAGUUCUAGAAAUAUUGUUCUCAAAAUGAUUAGAAAACUCAAUCCUGCUCUUUUCAUCCAUGGUGUGGUUAACGGUGCCUACAGUGCGCCCUUCUUCGUGACCCGAUUUAGAGAGGCUCUUUUUCACUUCUCAGCACAGUUUGAUAUGCUGGAAACCGUGGUGCCUUGUGAAUAUGCUGAAAGAAUGCUGAUUGAGAGAGAUCUUCUUGCCAGAGAGGCCCUCAAUGUCGUAGCUUGUGAAGGAUGGGAGAGGGUUGAACGGCCAGAGACGUACAAGCAGUGGAAGAUCCGUACGAUUAGAGCUGGUUUUACACAGCUUCCCCUUGACUCAGAGAUCAAGGAGAGGGCUUUGAUGCUAGUGCACUCAGCUUACCACAAGGAUUUCAUAAUUGAUGAAGACAAUCGGUGGCUGCUUCUGGGAUGGAAAGGGCGUGUACUCUUUGCUUUAAGCACAUGGGAACCGAAAUAAAAGACUCGUAGCAGUAAAGAACCAAAGCCAGCUUUAAAGGAGCACAUCUUUUCUCCUGUGCUAAUGCUGACAUAGUGAUUAGAUCAGAUACAGUCAUCAAGCCUUCUGAAGCGAUGCCUAUGCUGAUGAUGAUGAUGUAUUGGGUAAUGAUCCAACCACCCUCCGCCUUAAACCCGAGGUGGCAAGAAUCAUGGACAAAGAGGUUGGGUUGCUGUUUCAUUAGGGAUUAUGGGUAAUCUCAUUAGUAUACUUGUGGAUUGCGGGGCGAGCAAGGGGAAGUGAAGUGAUUCUUGGAGACAUCUCUAAUAUCCACAUUAUGAGAGUGGUGGUAUUUCUACGGUUCUACCAAUGGUGGGCUGCUUUCGAGAACAGUUGAACAAUGGAUGUGGAUUCAAUUUGAGAGUUGGAGCAAGUACCUCAAUCCCCAGACAAGGUCCACCAGACUCUCCCAUUCCCUCAGCCUACUCUAGAAUCAAAAAAAGGUGGCCUAUUCAAAAAUAUGUCUUAUCUUUUUUUGAAAUGAAAUCAUUUUACCUAUCACCUGCAGGAAAAGCUUGUAGUAACUCCAGAUUUUCUGAUGCAAGUCACUGAUUUACUGUCACAUUAUCACCAUAAGGACUUGUGAUUUCUAGUCGCGUAUGUUUUUCGACUGAUCAAGCUCAUAUACGUUGACGGGCAGACACUUGGGGUUCCUGUUGAUGGACUGGUGCAAGCUGCUGAAUCAGUUUCGGUAAUUCCAGACCUUUUUGUUAUUCUCAGUCAUAACUCAUAAGAAUUUGCAGUUCGAUUGAAAAUUGUUUGCGCUUGCGAUUUCCUCAAGGCUCAAAGUAUCCGUGGAGACCACAGCUUCCCCCUCACCUUCAUAUGCAGCUGACGUGACUUCCAAUCGGCUCAAUACGCUGGUCAUUUCUAACUCAUCUAACUUGGCUGGCGAUUGGAUGUUUUAAACUCUUUUGAUCGGUUCUAAGCCUCUGAAAAAAUCGCCGAUAUAGAUGCUACUAACCGCACACCUAUAAGAAUGGGAAAACGACAAUACAUCGUCUAAAGGAUGCCUAAGAUGUUGAUGUCACAAAUUGGAAGAACCUCUAGUGGUAGCCUUGUAGGCACCAUUUCCAAAAUGGAAACGAAGUCGUAAGACAUCCCACCAUGGCUUAGCUUCUUCAAAAUACGUUAAAGUUUUUUGGAUAGACAGAUCAAUGGCAUUAAGAAUCCAUUAGACCAACACAACUCCCAACAAACAAAGCCAAUCUUGCACCUUAUGAUCAUUGAUUUGCUUUAACUAAAUUAAAACUCCAACAAACCAUCGAAGAAAGACAAAGAAUGUACUUAUAAUUGUCACCGCAGAACCUGAUUGAAGUUUUGCUGUUUAUGAAUCUAUCAUUGUACUGUCAAAGUAAAGCGUGUGUUCGGCAAAUGGCUAUGUGGUUUAUUAGAGGAUGUUUGAGGAGUUUCGAUAGCUAUGGAAGGCGGAAAAAUCCGCCUUUCAUACGUUCCCCUCCUUCCUUCCUUUGCAUUACUCGUAUUUGGUUAACAUUUCAGUUAAUCAAAUAACAAAAGAAAAUGUUUGAUAAAACGGCUUUUAAAUCAAAACUUAAAAACUAUUAUGAGUAAGCUGGAUAAUUCUAAAGUGGCACCACAAUCGUACAAUUUCAGUCGCAUACAACUACUAGUUGACUCAAUUAACUGAUUUAAUGGCUAGCAAAUCAUCAACCAACAAGUAUUUGACAAAGAACCUUGAAUUAAAAUCCACAGUCCACAGAAUACUCAUAUGGCUCGUUUGGUCGUUGUUACUAAGUAGUGGUGAUGAGGAUGAUUUCUGGUGUAAAUUUUCAUGAAACUUACCAUGCUAUUUCCAUGGUAAUCGAAAGUUUAUCAUAAAAAAUUAUUCACAAUUUACCACCUAAUACCACGUAUAAAAAUAGUAGUGCGUUGGAAUUAUUUUUGUCAAGAAAAUAAGAUGAAUGAAGUAAAACAAGUAUGAGUGCAUGACCAAAUUGUCAUCGGACUUUCCCACUAAAAUUAUGCUAAAUUUUAUUAUCAUUUCCACGAUUUAAUAUCAAUAACCCAAUGAAUCGAACAUGUUUUUCCAAAAAAAAAAAAAGGGAAACAC